AACACCACACUGGAACCUUUCUUGGGCUGCCAAGGUGUGAAAGUCUGUCUUCCAAGUUUUUGGAUGACUGGUAAGGAUGUUUGCUUGACAGGCUGAAGGAGAAAACUGCUGAGCGUCUGAAGGAACAUGUGUCCCAAGGUAGAGGAUGAGAUGAAAGUCCAGGCACUUCUUCUUGUGUGGGCAUUUACAACCCUAUGCUUGGUUUCGUACACUGCAGCCUUCUCCCAUGGUGCCAGCCUUUCAGCAUGUACUGAUAUGAGGCCCAAACAUAUCAGAGCUCAUCUUCAGAAUCCACAAAAUAACUAUAUUACCAUCCACACCAAUAUGUCCUUUUUUCUAGGUGACAAAGUUCCAGUCACAGUCAGGAGCACACGUGAUUUUAUGGGCUUUAUGCUUCAAGCUCGCAGGAUAUCAAACGAUCAAAUUGCUGGCACUUUUGUUUACAUUCCUCCUGGCUCCAAACUGCUGACUUGUUUUGAAGAUGGCGACACUGUCACCCAUUCGGACAAGUCACUGAAGAGAAAUCUGUCUUUUGUGUGGAAGGCACCAGAUCAGCCCAUUGGAGACAUCAGGUUUUUUUUUUCAGUCGUCCAGUCGUACUUUGUUUACUGGGCAAGGAUUGAAUCUUCCACUGUGUCUCAACAAACACAAAACAGAAGUACUUCUGAAAGUAGGGUAGCCUCCAGGGCUAUAAAGCCAACACCUCUUCAGGAGCCCAGUGAUCUCAAAGGAGCAUUUCCUGCAGGCAAAGAACGUUCUAUCCCUGACACCAGCUUAACUCAGUCUGCAAACUUUACACCUACCAGCCUGACAUGGAUUUCAGCAACACUGAUUUUGGAACCAGCUUACAGCAGACGACAUGUCUCUGAGCCCACCGACAAUGGAAAGUUUCUGUCUGAAUCCCUUGCAGACUUGGUCACUUCACAUGUCAUCAGUCACAGUGGAGAAAGACAAGCUAAUGGAAGUGGCACAGACGGUGAUCUCACACUGGAGUCAUCACUUCAGUUCCAGGACCUCAGCCUCAUAGCACAAGAUUAUUCCUCCAGCCACAUCACAUACAAUGGGACAGAAAAUCCUUCAAGUAUUCCCAUAUCACAGUUGGCCUUGACUUGUAAGAAAGGCAUGGAGGGGAUUUCUACAACAUCUAACCCAGGCAUCAGCAAGUCUUCACCACCCAUCACAGCUUCAAUGUUGGUCCAGUAUGGAGACCCUUCACUGCUUUCAGGCAUGGGAACAACACCACCAGAACAUUUAGAUGGUGAAGAAGACAUAGAUGUCUACCAAAUCUUAGCAGCAGCUUCAAGGCAGAUGGUGGAGAAACAGCCAGUGAGUCGGAAAGCUCCAGCAAAUUUCCUGCCCCAGGCAGAACUCACAGUGCCUGGGCAGAAGGAAAAGGGCAAAAAAGAUACGUCUGGGAACACACUCCUGAAGGUGACAAGGGCAAUACCCAAAGUGGCUGUUUCCAGGGAAGAAAGGGGAAAGCCACACAAAGGUUCACAGCUUGUAGCAGCUCAACUUGGUGUUCUUCUUGGCUGCUCCGCGGUGCUUGGCAUGGUGUUGGCUAUUGGUCUACGCUGCAUCCAUUCCCAGUAUUGUCACAAGCGAACUGAAGUGUCCUUUAGCGAGCCAGACAACAAUGUCAUCGCACUCCAAGAGAAUGGGGAGAUGAUGCAUUUCAGAAAGAUACGGGAAAACAGCUUUGUCCUGGUGCAGGCAGAAUAUAACUGGAUCAGCCCAUCAGGCAGUGGGAAGAAAGCUGUUAUUUAGACAGCUCAUGAUGGGUCCCAUCCCCCCUUUUCUAGGUCACAUAGCUUCAUCUGUGUCUGUGUGCUUAUGGUAAGAAUGAAUAAAAGCACAGGAAACAGAACAAUUGCAUAUAACCAUCUAAGCAAAUAUAUCCGAUAUCGGCACGUUUUAGUUACAGUACAGAUGCAUCUUAACUACUUUACAGAUGUUAUGAAAUGUAGAUGUUCUUGGUUUCGAAUAUCAUGAAAAUAUGAAUAGACAUUUCACUUAAUGCAAUUA
Molecule: messenger RNA, 2025 nt
Organism: Elgaria multicarinata webbii
Lineage: Eukaryota; Metazoa; Chordata; Lepidosauria; Squamata; Anguidae
Gene: REELD1
Product: reeler domain containing 1
Exons: 8
Coding region: 127-1767 (546 amino acids)
Cellular component (GO): membrane
Source: RefSeq, a predicted model, not a curated record